Molecule: messenger RNA, 1061 nt
Organism: Prunus mume (Japanese apricot)
Lineage: Eukaryota; Viridiplantae; Streptophyta; Magnoliopsida; Rosales; Rosaceae
Gene: NPQ7
Product: antigen receptor-like protein (DUF565)
Source: RefSeq, a predicted model, not a curated record
CAAAUGGAAAAAAAGAGUAAUAUUUACAAAGAGAAAACAACUAGAGUGAUGCUGGGUCUCGUGCUCUGGUCUGGUUGCUGAUUGCUCAAUUUAAGAACACAAUCCAGUGGUAUCAACAACAACAAAACAGAAACCACUGCCUGCAAAGUCCAGGCAAUCACCGAGCUCACUCCUGCCUGCUCUUCAUUUGUCAUUGAUGAAGACAUAAAGAUACGCACUUGUAAUUCUAUCGCCACUUUCUUCUUGACUACUUGUCUUCUUCUUUUUCAGGUUCAUGGCCUGUCGAAUGGGAACUACAAUGCUACAGUCAAGUUUACUAGCAGUGGAGAAUCAAAUCUCUGAAAGAUCGCCUAUAACCCUUGCAAACCAGAACUGUUGCAGUGAACCAAGUUUCAUCAGGCAAACUUCAAAGAUUGGCAUAAAGUCUGUGCCAUUACUCCAAAGGAGUUUUCAUUCAACAAGGCAUCGGUGGAGAAUAGCCUUUGCCUUGGACACAGGUGGGGUUCCUAAUAAUGGUGGGCAAGAGGGCAUCAAUGGCAACAGCUCUGAUCUCAAUCGCACUCGAUUGGGUCGGAUAGUGACUGCAGGUGGAAGACAGCUAUUGGAGAAGCUGAAUUUAGCCAGAAAAAAUUUUCCCAUGAAGAUAUUUCUUCUUCUUUUGGGUUUCUACACGGCAAAUGCAUUGGCUACAAUCCUUGGGCAGACUGGUGAUUGGGAUGUUUUGGUUGCAGGUAUUGUGGUUGCUGCCAUUGAGGGUAUUGGUAUGCUUAUGUAUAGAAAGCCCCCCUCUCAAUCAAGUGGAAGGCUGAAGUCUUUUGUCAUGAUGAUAAAUUACUGGAAAGCUGGUGUAUGCUUAGGCCUCUUUGUGGAUGCUUUUAAGUUGGGUAGUUAAAAGGUGCUUUUAUCCACCUCAAGUUUGGAACUAAACUACUUAACCACCCUCGCUCCAUUGGUCGGUUGUCCUGUCCGGACUCCGGACUAGAUCCACGUGUAUCAUAAGAUCACCAAUCUCAACUUCAGUUUUGAACAUAAAAGUUUGUCCUGUCUGUCCUGUUUCUGUA